Alternaria atra is the source of this 882-nucleotide messenger RNA. RefSeq lists its product as uncharacterized. NCBI's taxonomy places the organism in Eukaryota, Fungi, Ascomycota, Dothideomycetes, Pleosporales, Pleosporaceae. Gene Ontology annotation, molecular function: protein binding. Gene Ontology annotation, cellular component: cytosol; peroxisomal matrix. The record is from RefSeq and is a predicted model, not a curated record. Gene Ontology annotation, biological process: protein import into peroxisome matrix. The coding region runs from base 1 to 882 and encodes 293 amino acids. The transcript is spliced from 3 exons.
AUGCUCGAAUUCCGAACCCAAGGCUUCAACGGCUACUCCGUGAAAUACAGCCCAUUCUUCGAUUCCCGCAUCGCAGUCGCAACAUCCGCCAACUUCGGACUCGUCGGAAACGGACGACUCUACAUACUAGGUCUUACAGCAAAUGGCAUAGUAGCCGAGAAAUGGUUCGACACUCAAGACUCGCUCUUCGACAGCACCUGGUCUGAGUCGCACGAGAACCAGCUCCUAACAGCCUGCGGCGACGGCUCUGUCAAGCUCUUCGACAUCAACGUGCCCACGUACCCCAUCGCCUCCUGGCAAGAACACAGCCGCGAAGUCUUCGCCGUCCACUGGAACCUCGUAGCCAAAGACACGUUCCUCUCCUCAUCAUGGGAUGGCUGCAUCAAGAUCUGGAACCCCAACUCGGACGCCAGUAUAACAACACUACCAACACAUUCGUGUACCUACUCCGCGUCCUUUAGCCCGCACAACGCCAGCGUGCUGAGCAGCGUAUCAUCAGACUCGCACCUCCGCGUCUUCGACCUGCGCACCCCAGCGAGCGCGAGCAACCAUUUAACCAUGAACGUGCCCAUACACCAACCGCCCAAAGCGAGAAUGGGGCAAGCGCCGGGCGUUGGUAUUGCGCCUGCAGAGGCCUUGACACAUGAUUGGAAUAAAUACCGGGAUACUAUCGUUGCGACGGCGGGUGUGGACCGCGUGAUCCGUACGUUUGAUAUUAGGAUGCCGCAGGCUGGACCCGUUGCUGUUCUCCCCGGCCACGAAACAUGGAUCGAUGUCGGUGAGAUGGCAAACCGUUCUUCAUUUGACUACAAUCAACAACAACUCGCAGCUCAGUUCGGUGGCACCGCUCGGACGUUAUGCCUCUACCUAGACACGAAGUAA